Messenger RNA from Sinocyclocheilus grahami, 988 nucleotides. Its product is annotated as ras-related protein Rab-28-like. The record is from RefSeq and is a predicted model, not a curated record. The annotation marks the transcript as partial. Gene Ontology annotation, molecular function: GTPase activity; GTP binding. NCBI's taxonomy places the organism in Eukaryota, Metazoa, Chordata, Actinopteri, Cypriniformes, Cyprinidae. The transcript is spliced from 6 exons.
ACUUCUCUCGCCAUCCGUUUUGCACAAGAGGCUUUUGGGAAACAGUAUAAACAGACGAUAGGGCUGGACUUCUUUCUGAAGAGAAUCACCCUGCCAGGAAACCUGAAUGUGACGCUGCAGGUGUGGGACAUCGGAGGACAGACUAUUGGAGGAAAAAUGCUCGACAAAUAUAUCUACGGAGCACAGGGCGUGCUGCUGGUGUAUGACAUCACUAACUCUCAGAGUUUUGAGAAUCUUGAAGAUUGGCUGAAAAUGGUGAGAAAAGCCAGCGAAGAGUCCGACACCCAGCCGGCGAUAUCACUGAUCGGAAACAAGAUUGAUCUGGAGCACAUGCGGACAGUAAAGAUGGAGAAGCAUCAGCGAUUCUGUCAGGAAAACGGACUCAUCAGUCAGUUUGUGUCUGCAAAGACGGGAGACUCUGCGUUUCUGUGUUUCCAGCGGCUGGCAGCGGAGAUGUUGGGCAUGAAGCUGAAUAAGGCUGAGAUGGAGCAGUCACAGCACGUGGUUAAAGCAGACAUAGUGAACUACAGUCAGGAGUCGGUGGCUCGAGCCGUCAACCCUCCACGCAGCUCCAUGUGUAACAUACAGUGAUCAUCGUCUCUGUCUCGCUCGCGUCUGUCGUCUGAAAGUGUCCAGUUUGAUGCAGACGGACUCUGAACUCUGCGUAACGGACACAGGGAUCCUGCUUUAUACUGUCCUCCCUCUUUCUUUGAUGUUUAUUUGCCAAUUAGACAUUGUGAGUUACUAAAAAAUCUUUAAUGUGUGCAAGUACCAGAGCUUUACCUUGUAAAUCUUUGCUUGCGUAAGUCCAGACAGACGGAUGACGGAUCAUCAUAGAGGAUUGGUGUGUGUAAAUGCCUCUGGAGUUUGUUCAGCUGAGAACGAGCCGAGAUCUCACAUCUGCGGGAGAAUUCACUCGCACCGACGGAGAACUGACUUCCUCCGGUUAGAGCAGACUGUGUGUGUGUGUGUGUGUGUGUGUGUGUGU